Messenger RNA from Rubroshorea leprosula, 1814 nucleotides. NCBI's taxonomy places the organism in Eukaryota, Viridiplantae, Streptophyta, Magnoliopsida, Malvales, Dipterocarpaceae. The record is from the annotation of a GenBank genome assembly.
AGCGUGGAAGAGACGGCACGACUGAAAGCAGAGAUUGAUCGGAGAACGGUGGGAAACGAAGACAAUGGAAGCGCAGAAGUACGUAUGGGAAGGAGCGAUUCCUCUCCAGAUCCACCUUCACGAAUCUGACGUCACCACCCACCCCCCUCCUCCUCCGGCUCUGAUCUUGGCUCCUCGGCUAGGGUACCUGCCGUUGUUAGCUCCACUAAUAAAGCCUCACUUCAGCGCCACACUUCCUCCGGGGGUCGACACUAUUUGGUUUGAGUACAAAGGGUUGCCUCUCAAGUGGUAUAUACCUACUGGUGUUCUUUUUGAUCUUCUCUGUGCAGAGCCAGAAAGGCCUUGGAAUCUCACGGUACAUUUUAGGGGGUAUCCAGGAAAUUUAUUGACACCUUGUGAAGGUGAAGAUUCUGUGAAAUGGAGCUUUAUUAAUUCAUUGAAAGAGGCAGCUUAUAUUAUUAAUGGAAACUGCAAGAAUGUCAUGAACAUGUCCCAAUCAGAUCAGGUGGAGCUCUGGGAUUUUGUCAUGAAUGGUAAUUUGGAAGGAUACCUGCGGGUCUCAUCAAAGCUUAAACUUGGAACAGUUGAGGAUGAGUAUGCAGGUUUAUACUCAUCAAAAUCUCGGCAUGGCUCUGGUGAGAAAGAUUUGGCUGGACAAGUUAAGACAGGUUAGCAAAAGCUGUCAUCAUGCUUCAAGAAUUAAGAGUUGGCAAGUCUUUUCUCCCCCCAUUUUUUCUUUUAUAAAAUGAUGUUUUGUUGAGAGUUGGCCUUUUUUUACCAUGUGAAAUAAAAUUCUUUAGCAGAUGUGGGAGGGUAGCAAAAUGUUAUUUUGGUGCCUCGAAUGAUUCUUUACUUUAUACAUUGUCUCCUCAUUUCAUCUUCCCAUGCCUACCAUUUCUUUUAUGAACAAACAUAAUAUCUUGGCAUUAAUUUGAUAACUUGGAUCAUUGACAAACAUGAAACAUGGAUAGCACGAUCUGUUAUUUGUGCAUUAGACACAUUACAGCUUAAUUACCCCUGUUUUGGCCAAAAUUUUCAUCUUAGUAUUUUUAAGCUUUGUCAGGCAGAAUUCCAGUUAGAUUGUAUGUUCGGGUUUUCAGCGAGGAUAUUGAUGAUUUAAAAGAUGUACCUCAAAUUGAUAGCUGGGAUCAGAUCUUUUAUAUUAAUAGGCCUGUUGAGAUUCCUGGAGAAGGUAAGUACUUGACUUUACUCGAGGCAGUGAAAAGUAUACUUCCAGAAUAUUUUUCAGCCAUAAUUAACAAGGAAUCAGCUAGAGUAUGCAUCGAAGAUGGACAAAAGGAUUCUCCAGAAGAUGCAAGCUCUAAUAGAAGUGCAGAAGACCAGGGAGAAAAUACACCUGAACAUGUUGAGUCUUGCACUUCAAGUAAUGCUGUAAUCAAGCUUCUUCGUAUUCAGGGGAUUGAACCAAAGUUUGAGAUUCCCUUUUCUUGGGUGGUGAACAACUUGAUGAACCCAGAGUAUUUUCUUCAUAUCUGUGUUCAUAUCAAAGUUUCACAAGUAAAUACCAUUUGACAAUGUUAAAUAUUGGUUAUUUUUUCUGCCGCCUCUGGUGUUGUCAUUGGUUGGCAACCUCAUAAAAUAUUGAUUACCAAUUUACCAUAUAGAGUUGUACAGAACAACAAUUGUGAAUAUGUGAAUUACAUCUACAAGUGGACAGGAAGUUUAUAUUACAUUUAGAUGUAAACAUUUGUGUCAUUAUGUUACGUUUUGGAGCUAAGCAGCUACGUUUUAGGCAUCUACUUGCAAAAGCUUGGCUCGGUUUGAUGUUGUUGAGUGAGUUCUAUAGAUUUUAU